This is a messenger RNA of Arachis ipaensis, 1077 nucleotides long. Its product is annotated as B3 domain-containing protein At2g33720-like. Lineage: Eukaryota; Viridiplantae; Streptophyta; Magnoliopsida; Fabales; Fabaceae. Gene Ontology annotation, molecular function: DNA binding. The record is from RefSeq and is a predicted model, not a curated record.
GAAGGAAGCACAGUUACUACUCCCAUUUAUAUACACAUAAGGAAAGAGGGCAAACAUAAAUGUAUAAGCCCUCUUCAACUCAUAUUUUUUUUUUUUAAAAAAGAUUGCGGAUAGAUGAAACCUCUUCAGUUUUAAUCUUUUUUUCCACUAUUAAACAACAACAAAAUUCAAGCUAAUUAAACCUUCGCGAAGUUUGAACAAUCAAGUAGUUCUUCGCAUCAAAUUAAAACAUAGUAAAGCAAAUUGAGUACUUUCUCUUGAAUCUUUCAGCCAUGAACCACUCUUCAGCAGAUCAUGAUCGGGAUCAGUACCUAAAGAAGCGAAAAUCCAGUGCUGAUUCCUCGUCAAGCAUGAGGAAAUCCAGCGCAAGGAGAAGAUUCAGCAGCAGCAAGAAUUCGAACAACAACGACGACAACAAAGGCGGUGGAGGCGGAGGCGGAGGCGUGUCGACGACGCUGAAGCUGUACGACGAUCCAUGGAAAAUAAAGAAGACGUUAACGGACAGCGACCUCGGGAUCCUGAGCAGGCUGUUGCUGGCAGCUGAUUUGGUGAAGAAGCAGAUCCUUCCGAUGCUGGGCGGCGAUGACGCUCGAGCGGCGGAGACGGAAGAAGGAACUCCGGUGAGAGUGUGGGACAUGGACACCAGAUCCAUGCACCACUUGGUCCUGAAGCGUUGGUCAUCUUCCAAAAGCUAUGUUCUUAUUGGAAAAUGGAAUCAAGAUUUCGUCAGAAGACGGGACCUCAAGAAAGGUGAUGAGAUUGGCUUCCACUGGGAUCCCUAUAACUGCGCCUUCAACUUCUGCGUUCUUACACGCGCCUCCUCCUCCUCCUCCACCUGAUCGAUCUGCACCACCAUGCAAGGGCACUGCGCUGUGCAUUGCUACCAUAAAAUGCAAAUGUUCCCUGUGAUUCGGUUAAGAGCCGUAGAUGGCUAUAAAAGGUAUUCAAUGUAUGCUGUACCAGAUGAGAAAUUAAACUACUGUAUUUUUCAUAUCAUUCUUAGUGCUCAACGUCUGUAAUGACUCCAAUUUCAUUUAGUUUAAAGAGUCAAGAAUUUUAAAUAAAUUAACACAACAU